CCCCCACUGAAACAUUGACUUCGAUUCGAGUGGACUUCGAGGCAGCUGUCUCAUCGUUUUCCGCUUGUUUAAACUGUUUAUUAACCAAGGAAAAUAGAACUCACUUCAAACAAAGGAUCGAAAUGAGGUAAUCCGCAAAGAAAGAACUUUCAACAUGAAAGACACAUCGGAAAACUAUCCGCCCUCACGGCAAUCUUUGCGUCCCGAGACGACAACGAAUCGCCGACCUGAAGGUACAUCGUAUUCUUCUCGCCACAGCCAAACUCGACCAGUUACAACCGAUGUCGAACAGACACCUUCGGCAGGGAGUCAGCGGCCAGGUGUGAGGCUGACAUCGCUUUCAGCCCUGUACCAGCCAGCUUUUAAGCCGUAUUCCUUCACUCACAUGUACGAAACAAAAUAUAACAGCGAUUUUGAAGGCAGAUAUUGGCCGCCUCCUUUGCCAAACAGGGUAUCUUCUGCCAACUACGCUCCAAUCAACUACAGAUUUGGCUCCACUACAUAUCAACGACACUUUCAACAGAGGAAACCCUUCCCUACUGCGUUUGUGAUUCCAUAUUCACGCCACAACCACCCCCAGCCGAACAUGGUGAACUCGUAUAACUACCCGGAUGGGGUUAAGUGGAUAUGGAAUCCUUCCACAACAACUGUUGGAGAAGCCAGUGGAGGUGAGUCACAAAGGAAAGAGAGGCUGCGGAACCACAGAUGGUAUUCCAGAUAACACAGAAAAACCAAAACAAAUCAGCUUGAACAUUCUGUUUCUGUUCUUUAAUAUUUGAGACUGUAAGCUAUUUCUUGGCUUCAGAGUUUAUAUGGUGGCAAUUUAUCAUUUACAAUAGUUGCUGUUUUCAAGGCAUGCGAUUUUUUUCUGCUGUCCUUAAUGCUAAGGAAAAUCUUAAAAACCUUUAUGUACUUGGACGCUAUUCGCAGCUACCUAGACCUAGUAGUCCAGAAUUAGAUUUAAGAUCAAUGGCUCCCGUUGAGGAGUUUUUAUUUUUUCAAGCAAUAUUUUCAUAUGAGAUUUAAAAAAAAAAUUGUACUUUGUAGAUAAGUUUAAA
This is a messenger RNA of Stylophora pistillata, 1058 nucleotides long. RefSeq lists its product as uncharacterized. Lineage: Eukaryota; Metazoa; Cnidaria; Anthozoa; Scleractinia; Pocilloporidae. The record is from RefSeq and is a predicted model, not a curated record.